Molecule: messenger RNA, 2090 nt
Organism: Kockovaella imperatae
Lineage: Eukaryota; Fungi; Basidiomycota; Tremellomycetes; Tremellales; Cuniculitremaceae
Exons: 4
Coding region: 109-1908 (599 amino acids)
Source: RefSeq, a predicted model, not a curated record
UGUCCUACUUACAGUCUUCCUGAUUCACAUGGGUACAUGUCAUCAGGUCAUCUAUCUCCCUAUCUCACAUCAUUGUCAAGAUCCCUUGCUCUCUCCUGAUCCAUCAGCAUGACCCGAGAUAGCUUGAUCUCUUCAGCAACCAGCACGACUUACCCUUCGACCCUUUCGUCCUUUGACAAUUCAGCUCUUGGACUUACAGACUCGCCUAGACAUGCCUCAUCAGCUCGAUCUAGACCAAUGUCUCAACCUCAUCAAUCUCUUCUAUCACCUGCACCUCUCACUUCCGCAGCUGCAGGGAUCGCUCCUCCGGCCUCGCCGUCCCUAUCACCAUGGCGAAGGAGAAGAACGAGAACGCCGGGAGUCGAGGAGGCCGAUCCAGCUUCUCAAGGGAAGCAUCGGCCUGUGCCUCAGUCUACUGCUCUUCAGGAUCAUCCCAAGAUGACUGCACCACCACCUGUGCCUCGUAAAUACUCCCAUCCAUCUAUCCGUACAUCUCAUUCCAAGAGCUCCUUCCAGGUCGUGUCUGAGGGAAGAAAGAUUGAACACAAAGCCUCGUCCGAACGUGUCAGCCAGGAUCAGCCGAGAAGAACUGUGCGCAAGCAGCGUUCUGGCCUUACCGAGCAAUCAAAUACACCGACGAAGACACAGGCCCUAGGCGUGGAGCCUCAGAAUCCUCGAGCCUCAACCCCAGAAGCCAAAUCAGCUUCUAAAGACGACGACCACAGAGCACAUGAUUCUAGUGGACGAUCCAUCGCCAUUCCUGUCCGCAGACAAGCUCAAGACUACGGUCAGACAGCACAAACAACACCCUCAAAGCAGAAACCUGCUCGAGCGGCUGGUGUCGCUACUCCCUCACACCGACUCACGCAACAAGACGCCGAUGAUUCACUGGCUAGGCAAUGGGAAUCCGAGCUUUUGAAGGCCGCAGGGGAUCUCAGACUGGACCACCAAGGUGACAAUCUUCGGCAACAUCGAGAAGAGCUGAGAAGGAAGGAUCGCGAAUGGGAAAACAGCGGAACAUGGGAAAGCACGCAGGAUGCUGCCAAGCGGGCGGAAGAGCGCACACGAAGGGAAGCGAGCAGAGAGAUCGCUUAUCCCCCAAUGCAACCCCGAGCACCAAUUCGAGCUGCUCCCUCUGGCGUAACGUCUGUCCACGUUGGCGUUCGACCACGGGUGCAUCCCUCUCGAGUCGACGAAUCCACGAACCGUAAUCAGCCUGACCCCUCGGUCCCUGUGCCAUUAUUUUUGCCCAGCCUUUCACUACCAGACCCGCUGCCUGGCGAGGACACAGUCAAGGGCAGCUACAACACCCGAUACACCACGGAACUGAUGGACAAAGCCAGGGCAGAGUACGAAGCAUGGCUGGGCGGGAAGUCUGAACGGGAAGGUGGCAUAGGCGAUGAUCAAGGUGGAGUGGGCGACUUUAUCCCUCGAAACAGGCAUGUUGCACUGCCGAAAGCUGUCGGCGGCCAGACUCCCAUGGAGAGCUGGGACGAGCCCCGCAAGACGAACAAAAAUGGCACUAGUUCUGAUGGCUCGAAUCGCAUCGCUACACCACUCGAAGGGGGAUUUCCAUGGAAUGGAUACGGAUAUCUGCCAGACAUGAUAGACCCCUCCCAAGCAUUCAACGGUGCGAAUAUGCAGAUUCCUCCUGGUUGGACUCAGGAUGACCUGGCUCGAUGGUACGCUUCUCAAGCUGCUUAUUGGAAUCCAUAUUGGUGGUCGCAGGCCAUGCAGAACCCUCAAGUCACAGAGUCACAGCAAGACGAAGUGUCAGAGGUGAACAAACCUGCGGCUGGCAAGGUUCAUUUUGCCGAAUCCCCAGACAAGACAAGACUCAAUCCCAAAUCCUCAGCCGCGUCCCUUCACCAAGACUACGUGGAUCAAGGAAUGUAUUCUGACCCGUGAGUGACUUCUACGCCUCCCUUUGGGACGACAUUUCCGGUCUCGGUGUUCAAAGGCACUUAUUCUCCACCCCUUUACCCACAUCUGAGCGUCAUAUCGACAUUCUUGAGCUCCCCUUUGUGAUUCAGACCUUGACGGCCGGAUUCGUCCAUCAUAAAAGGGUUGAUCAACGCAGAUCCCCCGAU